CCAACUUAUAUCAAGGAGGAAUCGGUCUCAUUGGAAGAAACAAAUGUUGCUGAAGCUGCCAUUUAUACAAUCAAUAGAGAUAUACAAAUGGACUUUACAUCAAAGUGUGAAUCAGCAUCAACUGAAAAACAAAUUCUCAUAAGCAAUAAUAUUUAUACAGGCACAGACCAUACAGAGGCAGAAUAUCUCCCUAACCUUAUUAAGGAAGAAUCUGUGUCAUGUGAAGCCAGCAUUCUCACCAGCUCCGAGGUUUAUACACCCACAGGAGAUAAACAUAUAGACUAUACAUCAAAUAAUGAAUCCCCAUCACAUAAACAAGGAAAUCUCAGAGAAUCUGGCAUUUAUACACCCAGAGAAUAUACACAGACAGAGUAUCUAUCUACUCAUGUUAAAGAAGAAUCCGAAAUCUCAGAUGGAAAACUCACCACCUUAGACCUUCUUACCCCCACUCAUCAUACUGAAACACAAAACAAAGGAAAUAGUAACUGCUUUGAUGGUGCUAAGGUUUCAUCUACCAAUUCAGAGCUUGUUAAACCUAAGCGUGUCAACAAAGGCAAUGCAUUGACCAGUACAGAUUACAUUGGACAUGAGUGUUUUAAGCAGAAACCACAUUUUAUCACACAUAAGAGAACUCCCAAAGAGAAUAGAAUUUCUUGUUCUGAAUGUGGGAAAUGUUUUGCUCACAAGUCAAAUCUUAAGAAACAUCAGAGGAUUCACACAGGAGAGAAACCAUUUUCUUGUUCUGAAUGCGAGAAAUGUUUUUCUUGCAAGUCAAAUCUUAAAACUCAUCUAAAGAGUCACACAGGAGAGAAACCAUUUUCUUGUUCUCAAUGCGAGAAAUGUUUUUCGCGCAAGUCAACUCUUAAGAAACAUCAGAUGAUUCACACAGGAGAGAAACCAUAUACCUGUUGUGAAUGUGGGAAACGCUUUUCUCAAAUGUCAAAUCUUCUGAGGCAUAUGAAGAUUCAUUCAGCAAAUUUAUACAAAACUAAAGUAAAAAAGAAAAUAUUACACAACUCUUAAUCAAUUCAAGCUAAAUAUCUUUACAUAGGGAAAGUUACCAGUUAUGAUGUCUCAACAAAUUGUCUUUCUUAAAGGAGCACUCCAGGCUAAUAAAAAGUGUUGGAUAUACAGAAAGCCUGUUUAGAUUUGUUCCCCCCACCCCUCUACCACAAUACUGCUAAAUAAAACGGUUCUUUCUGGCCAAUCCAGUGACUGUCAGAAACACUGGGAGACUUGAUGCAAAUAGAGCCAUCACCUCACUGUGUCUGCAAUGCUUGUCUAUAGGAAACCCUCACCACAAACAUAAAUUAAUAAAUAGAAUGGAGAUAUGA
Molecule: messenger RNA, 1334 nt
Organism: Pelobates fuscus (common spadefoot toad)
Lineage: Eukaryota; Metazoa; Chordata; Amphibia; Anura; Pelobatidae
Product: zinc finger protein 81-like
Exons: 1
Coding region: 88-1023 (311 amino acids)
Biological process (GO): regulation of transcription by RNA polymerase II
Molecular function (GO): DNA-binding transcription factor activity, RNA polymerase II-specific; RNA polymerase II cis-regulatory region sequence-specific DNA binding
Source: RefSeq, a predicted model, not a curated record